Messenger RNA from Scophthalmus maximus (turbot), 2377 nucleotides. Its product is annotated as GTPase IMAP family member 4-like. NCBI's taxonomy places the organism in Eukaryota, Metazoa, Chordata, Actinopteri, Pleuronectiformes, Scophthalmidae. The transcript has 3 exons. Gene Ontology annotation, molecular function: GTP binding. Bases 324 to 1337 code for a protein of 337 amino acids. The record is from RefSeq and is a predicted model, not a curated record.
UUCGUUUUGUGGUCAUAGUAAGAUAACUUAAUUUUUAUCAGUUAUAGAGAUUGAAUGCUGUUCUCAUGUUGAACUUUCUAAAACAUACGAAACAUAUGCAAAAAAAAUACGGCCUAUUUCGAGAGCUGUGGACAGUCCCUCUGGGGAUGCACAUUUUAGAUGUAAACUACAGACAAUACAAGGAAAUAGGAAGCCCCCUUUGCACCGGCCAGGCUCCAGAAGGUUCUCAGAAAGUGCAGCGCAGAGCUCGUCGAAGUUCACAACAGCCGGCCUGGAACAGCACAGUUGGCCACCUGGGAACUGGAAGGGAUUGAUCCAAAGUAAUGGCUGAAGAAAUACCACUGCGAGAAAAGAAGCAGAAAAGUCUACCUCGGUCUGAUGGGUGGGGUCUCAAUAACUUUGACGCUCUGGAUUUGACUGGAGGCCUGAGGAUAGUCCUGGUGGGCAAGACAGGAUCAGGGAAGAGUGCAUCCGGAAACACCAUCCUUGGGAGAGCUGCCUUCAAAGAGGACCCAAGCCCUGUGUCUGUGACCCAACACUGCGAGACCCAGAGUGGGGAAGUGGACGGGACUGUGGUCCAGGUGAUUGACACCCCUGGUCUGUUUGAUACAGGCAUCACAGAGGAAGAAUUAAAAACCAGAAUAGAAGAAUGUGUCACCAUGUCGGUGCCUGGCCCUCAUGCCUUCCUACUGGUGAUCAGGCUUGGGGUGAGGUUCACAGAGGAGGAAAGAAAUGCGGUGAAGUGGAUCCAGGACAACUUUGGAGACGACGCCUCCAUGUACACUAUCAUGCUGUUUACGUGUAAAGACCAGGCCAAAGCUGACAAUGCUCUGAAGGAGUGCAAGGAGCUACGGAGACUCUCGAUUACAUUUGGACGCAGAUACCAUGCCUUCAACAACAACGACGCAGACGACCGCGUGCAGGUCUCAGAGCUGAUCACCAUGAUCAAGGAAAUGGUACAGGAUAACGGGGGGAAACACUACACUAAUGAGAUGUAUGAAAAAGCCCAGAGGAAGCUGAGAGAAGAGGAGGAGCGGAAGAAACAAGAGGAGGAAGAGAAGAAAGAGGAGGAGAGGAAAAUAUGGGACGCUGAGAGGGAGAAGAAAGAGAAAGAGAGAGAAAAGGAGAAAAGGGCUAAAAAGAUGAACAUACGUGUGGCUUCGGCUGCUGCUGUUGUGUUGGUGUUCGCUGGUAUGGUUAUAGCGGUGGGAGCCAACACCACCGUGGCUCUGGCUCUAGGAGCUCCUGUGCUUGUCCUGGGGGUGUUGUGUGGUUUAGCUUCCAUUUGCAUAUGGAAGGGCACAAGGUGCAAAUCUAAAGCAACUGUUCCAGUAUAACUUUGUGGAGGCAAACAACAAGGACACAUUCAUCCGUCUGCAGUAUGUGACACUGAAUACAGUCUAAGAGUUACACACAUUUCUAUUUCCUGUUGAGAACUUCAUUUAAUACUGUUGUUUUGGCCUGUUUUUAAGUUUGACACAACUUCGCAAUAUCAGAGCCAUGUGAAUUUAGCGCUGAUAGUGAACAAGCGGUAUGAAAUGCAAUACUUAUGUUUUCUUUUUGUUUGUUUUCUUUUCAUUCAUUUAUUGUUUGGAGCUUAUAUAUGAAACCCAUGUCAUGAGUUGUACUUGAACGGCUUCUUGCUUAUGAGAAACAGUUGGAGUCAUUAAUAAAUAAUGUUAGAAAACACUGAUAUUUUCUCAUGGAUUUUGCAAAUAUAUCUUUUUGCACGGUUCAUACUUUCAUAACUUAUGUGAUUUCUUCUACAAUCAACUAUUCAUGCAGGUUGAUAACUGGGCCUUAUUUAAACCAGUGAUAUGCUGUUUGCCUGACUUUAUUAUUAGUAACAUUAUGAGCUCACUUCCCUAAAGGAAAAGAGACAAUGGUAAACGUCCGCUGACCGAUCACAUUUAAGUGAGGAAACACCUCACUAUACUGCCACUGCAUCACUACCACCACAUACCAACUACCACAAACAAAGAAAAAGUCUUACACUGGUGAACGUUGCGUCAGUCUGUCAGCCACAGGCUGAAUCCCAUUCUUUUUACAGACUGUUUGUUCUGUUUCAUACUUCCACUAGAUCAUUUUCACACUGUGAAUCACAAACAUUGUCUUCAAUAAUGUGAAACAGUUAUUAAGUGAAAUGUGGGUGUAUCUCUUAAGAAGAACUAAUCACUGGUUAGGUUGCUGAGUUUGUUUCUGGCAUCCAACCCAAACAUGCAACGAAGUGACUACAGGGUGUUGUUUCAUUGACUGUGUCUAAGAAAGAUACAAGAAGCAAAGAGCACGUUCGUGAUUUAACUGGACAUAUAGCAGAUUGAGUCUUCAUGCAUACACAGUUGUAAAGUUGAAAUAGGAGUAAAUGAAUCAAAAUAAA